This is a messenger RNA of Drosophila bipectinata, 856 nucleotides long. Its product is annotated as rRNA-processing protein UTP23 homolog. Lineage: Eukaryota; Metazoa; Arthropoda; Insecta; Diptera; Drosophilidae. The record is from RefSeq and is a predicted model, not a curated record. Gene Ontology annotation, cellular component: small-subunit processome; nucleolus. Gene Ontology annotation, molecular function: small ribosomal subunit rRNA binding.
UUACCAACACUGACGGUGCACGUUGUAUUUUAUGGAAACAUUCUAAGUUAGAGGAAUAAAAAUGAAAAUAUCUCGUUUCAAGAAAUCCCACAAAACCCUGGUAUACUUUGCCACUAACUUUGACUACCGAGAACCCUAUCAAGUGUUAAUAGAUGCCACUUUCUGUCAGGCAGCCCUGCAGCACAAAAUCGGCAUAGAUGAGCAAAUAAAAAAGUAUUUCCAGUGUCCUGCUAAAUUGUUGACUACUCAGUGUGUUAUUUUGGAGGCCGAGGCACUAGGAGCUCCCUUGACAGGAGCCACAUCGAUUGUUAAGCGGUUCCAUGUCCACAAAUGUGGGCAUGAAGGGAAACCUGUAGCAGCCGCAGAAUGUAUCAAGUCUAUGACAAAAGACAAUCGCUAUAUAGUGGCUUCUCAGGAUCGUCUCCUACAAGAGAGUCUUCGCAAGAUUCCCGGACGUUGUUUGCUUUACCUGCACAAAGCCACUCCCGUUCUGGAAGCCCCAUCCAAGGCAUCCAAGAAAUGGGUGCAGAGGCGUGCCAAAAAUCUAAUGCUGGGCAAGCAGGUCGAGAAAAUAGACUACAUGAAAGAGAAACAGGGAUUGAAACCCACUGAAACGACACCGAAUCCUAAAAAGCGUAAAGGUCCGAAGAAUCCAAAUCCUCUGUCCUGCAAAAAGAGCAAAAAAGAGAAGACAAAGCCCGAGCUCAAGGGUGUGGAACAAACCUCAUUGGUCAAGGCGAAAACGAAAAGAAAACGGGUUAAGAUACCAGCCCAUGUCAAGGCAGAACUGGCAAAAGAUUAGUGGUUAGAUAGGCCUUUUUAUCGUAGAAAAUAAAUAGAAGAUAACGAAAGCUAA